GUGCUAUAUUGUUUCUUGCUACCUACUUCCAAAGUUUGUGACAAUGUAUUUUAUUCACAUUUAAGUAUUUUCAACGCAAGGUUUUGUUGAGACAAUAAACGAAACGAAAAUAUGGGAAUUAAGUUUGUUUUUCCGUUUAUCAAUUUCAUAUAAAAAUUACUUUUCAGAGUAUUUCUUUCUACAUACUUAAAUAAACAGAAUUUUAUGUAGCUAUAACUUAAAGCUAACUUAAUUUUUUCAGAAGUUUGACUGUAAUAUUUAGCUAACUGCAGUAAAAUAUUUUUAAGUUGACUUGAGUGGAAAGAAAUCAUUCUUCAUAAAACAACAAAUUUUUGGCUGGUUAAAAAUUGCAUGUUUUCAUAAAUUUUUAUGCUGAAUUCAAUUUUUUUUUUUUUUUUGUUGAAAAUUAUCAAUUUUGAGCAUGUAACCCUAAUGGUCCGUCCGCACAUCUGUUAUCUAGCUACAUAUACUGCUUUGUUUUUAUUAUCUUAAUAGAAACUGUAAAGCUAUGUGUUUUAUCUCUUACAGAAAAAAAUACAUACAAAUUAGUAUAUUAAUAUGGCUGCAAAAGUAGAACCUUCAAAUACAAAUAACACUUCAACAUGCCCUUGGGCUAAGAAAAAAACAGCAGAGGUCCGUGCCUUUACUGAUGUUAUGGAUGAAGAAUUUGCACAGCAGCUUCAAAAUGAAAAUUUAAAUGAAACUAGCCAACCUUUUGUGGAAGCUGUGGAGGAGUUUGUAUCUAAAGAAACGUCAUCCAAUGAAGCCACUACAAAUGAUCUUCUAUUAGCGCAAAUGUUGCAACUUGAAUUUGACAGGGAGAAUGAUGAAUUUGUAAAAAAGCUUGAAACAAACUAUAAUGGUACUAGUAAAGUGUCCAUGUCAUUUAAGAAUUUUCGCACCCUUCACCCAUAUGAUAUUGAGGAUGUAGAUGACACUGAUGAUGACAGCCAGGAAGAGGAGGAGGAUGAUGAAAUACCAGUUCCAAGUGGGAAGACAAAUUCUGCUUCUGAAAUUAUCACUAAACACAAUAGUUUAAUCUCAGAAAGAAAGAAUGCAAAAUAUGUAGAAUCGUUCCCUCUAAAUUUUGCAUCUGGAGAUGUUGGCAAAAAAGAUAUUCGCCUGCCAAACCAUGUGUACAACAAGUUGAAGACUCACUCGAUGAAAGAAGAGAGAAACAAUAUGCGACUACACGAGAAACAAGAACAUGCUACACAUGAAAAAGCCCUUGAUGAGAAUACGCGACUGCUUAUAUAUAAAAUGGUAAACAGUGGUGUGUUGCAGUCAAUUAAUGGAAUCGUAAGCACUGGAAAAGAAGCUGUUGUAAUUCACGCCGACGGAGGAGAGAUGGAAGAAAAACCGCUAUCAAAAGAGUGCGCUCUCAAAGUUUUUAAGACAACACUGAGUGAAUUUAAAACUCGUGAAAAAUACAUCAAGGAUGAUCACAGAUUUCGCGACAGAUUCGCCAAACAGAAUCCCAGGAAAAUUAUAAAGCUGUGGGCCGAAAAAGAAUUUCGAAAUUUAAAUAGAAUGAAGGAUGCAGGUCUCAAUUGUCCGCACGUUGAACUGUUAAGAAAACAUAUUCUCGUCAUGUCUUUUAUCGGUGAAAAUCGAGUUCCUGCUCAAAAACUAAAAGACGCACGACUCUCUAAAGAGCAGUUUAAUAACGCAUAUGAACAGUGUAUACAGACCAUGAAAACGUUAUACGAAAAAUGCAAUCUCAUUCAUGCUGACCUCAGCGAAUAUAACAUCUUGUGGCACGACUCAAAAUGUUUCUUCAUUGAUGUCAGUCAGUCUAUAGAACCUGUCCAUCCACAAGCAUACCAUUUCUUACUGCGAGACUGUCGUAAUAUUAUUAACUUCUUCAAUAAAGUCGGAGUAGCUGAGGUUAUGAAGGAAGACGAACUAUUUGCUUACGUGUGCGGUAAACAACUUGAAAUUACAAAUCUUGAUGAAAUCGAAAACGAGUGUCAGCUACAAUUCGAGAAAAACGAGGAAUUGUUAACGUACGGUAUCGACUCGAAGAAUUAUCCCUUCAACUAUCAUUUUGAACAAUCGAAACAAAAUAUAAGGGAGAAUACUGAUACUUCGUAGUGCUUUGAUUACUAUUCAUAUUAUUAAUUUUAAUAAAAUAAUCGAGCAUCACGUCUUCCCAGAAGCCGCGUGAAUAUCACAGAAGCAAAUUUAAAAAUGAAAAUUCGUUUAGUACUGCGAUCUUCACCGUUUUUUAUUAUAUUAGUCUAAGAAAUGUAUCUUUAUAUUUAUAUGGUUGUAAUUGAAGAUGAGAUGCUUUCGUUUUA
This is a messenger RNA of Hydractinia symbiolongicarpus, 2300 nucleotides long. Its product is annotated as serine/threonine-protein kinase RIO3-like. Gene Ontology annotation, cellular component: preribosome, small subunit precursor; cytosol. Gene Ontology annotation, biological process: maturation of SSU-rRNA; protein phosphorylation. NCBI's taxonomy places the organism in Eukaryota, Metazoa, Cnidaria, Hydrozoa, Anthoathecata, Hydractiniidae. The record is from RefSeq and is a predicted model, not a curated record. The transcript is spliced from 10 exons. The coding region runs from base 559 to 2094 and encodes 511 amino acids. Gene Ontology annotation, molecular function: ATP binding; protein serine/threonine kinase activity.